AUGAGAUUCUCUCAGGGCUUGUCUUUCUUGGGGUUGGUCAGUGCGCUGGCGCACGGGCAGUCGGGUACACACGAACUGGAAAAACGCCAGGCGUUCGGGGCCCGUUUCAACGGAAACCCUUUCGUGCCUAUCUCGACUGCUGACCCCUUGGGCAUGUUUCCCCGACGAGAACACCCCGUCAAGCUGCCGCCAUUUGUCACUGGAAGCUCCCAUACACCCUUAGGGGCCGUUCCCACAAACAACUUCUACACCAACAUGCUGCUGGGCACCCGAACUCUUCCAGCAUACGUCUAUCCCUACAGCGUGUGGUGGUCAAAGGAGGAUGGCUUUUCGGGACUAGCAGUAUCCCACACUCGGCGCAGUCAACUUGUGUAUGGACCAGACCCGAAUCGAACUCCGACUCAAUUCUACUUCAACCCCUCCGGUAUCAUGUCUAUAGUCUUCAGCGCACGCGAGUUCUCCUCCACCAUCUCGAUGAGAAUGGACUCCCUGGACCACAUGAGUGUCAACGCCAAUACUCUCGAUGAAAGUGGUUCUCUCAAGAUGUGGACUCCCCUAGUCAGAGGUAUGGGUAUGGUCACUGCCAAGUACUACGGAGUGACUCCUGUCAUUGCUUCUCAGGUUGGUUUCGCUCGUGUCCAGCAAGAAACCUCUCUUCGCCUCGAUCUCCUCAAGUAUAGACUCAUUCUCAACAACGGAAUUACGUGGCUCAUGUACGUUACUGUCCCUCCGGGUGAGUCGAUCCACUUUACUCUCAGCAGCGGCAACCGUCUCGUCAGCACCAAUCGAGGCAACUUUGUGGUUCAGGUUGCUGCUCUGCCUGAUUCUUCUUCUGAGUAUGCCUUGGAUUCUGCGGCUGGAAGUUAUGCUGUGGGGGCUUCUGUCUCUGGUAACAUUGAUCAGGACGGUCUUCGUGGAUCUUACAGCAUCAACUUCAAGCAUGCCGGCUCGAGCAGAUGGGGCAAACCUUUGAUGUUCGCACUCGAACACCAAGUCCAGAGCAUGACAGACAGUAUGCUAUCCACUUGGACCAUGGCGACCCUCGACUCCCCUGCCAAGGGCCAGAUGCGUGGGUUCAUCACGGACAAAUUCACCAUGGUCGAGCCCUUGCUGCCUCGAGAUGUGGGAUAUCUCCCAAAGGCGAUUCUACCAAACUACAAGUCUCGCCUCGAUGAUGCCAAUGUUCGCGGCAUUAUCGCCAAUGCUGCCAACCAAGAGAUGCUACAGGAUAUCAACUCUCAGACCAAUCUCGAUUCCAUGUACUUCUCCGGCAAGGGUCUAGACAAAUUUGCCCAGCUUCUGGUGGUUCUGAACGAUGUUGUUGGAGACAAGGCACGUGCGCGCGAUCUUCUUGGCCGAUUGAAGAAUGCAUUUUCUGUGUUUGCCAAUAACAGACAGCAGAAUCCUCUUGCCUACGACACCGUCUGGAAGGGCAUAGUCUCUACUGCGGGUCUUGGUACGGACUCCACCGCUGAUUUCGGCAACUCUUACUACAAUGACCACCAUUUCCACUAUGGUUAUUUUGUCCAUGCCGCUGCUAUUAUCGCAAAGAUAGAUAAAGAGCUGGGGGACGGGAAAUGGCUCAGUCAGAAUCGACAGUGGGUCGAUAAUCUGGUCAGAGACUACGCUAACCCCAGUUCUCAGGAUAAGAGCUUUCCUAUCCAUCGUUCUUUCGACUGGUGGUCCGGUCAUUCGUGGGCAAAAGGCCUGUAUCUUAGUGCUGAUGGUAAGGAUGAAGAGUCUUCUUCUGAGGACUACCACUCGGUGUAUGCCAUCAAGCUCUGGGGUAAUUCCAGUGGUAACCAGGCAAUGGAGGCCCGUGCCAACCUUCAGCUGGCUAUAAUGAAGCGUGCCAUGAACACCUACUGGUACAUGAAGGACAACAACCGGAAUCAGCCCAUGAAAUUCAUCAAGAACAAGGUCCCUGGUAUUUCGUUUGAGAACAAGGCUGACCAUGCAACGUACUUUGGUAUGAACCCCGAGUACAUUAUUGGUAUCCAUGCUCUCCCCACUACUCCCAUUUCUGCAUACAUUCGAGACCCUGCGUUUGUCAGAGAGACAUGGGAUCAGCGGGUUGCAGGGUUCAUCAACUGGGUCGAUAGUGGGUGGAAAGGUACUCUUCAGCUAGAUCGAAGUAUCUUCGACCCCAAUGCUGCGUAUCAGUUUUUCACCCGGGGUUUCCAGUCUCGAUGGCUGGAUCCAGGCACUUCUCUCGCCUGGUCUCUUACCAUGGUUGCUGGGCUGGGAGGCCAGUAA
Yarrowia lipolytica CLIB122 is the source of this 2256-nucleotide messenger RNA. NCBI's taxonomy places the organism in Eukaryota, Fungi, Ascomycota, Dipodascomycetes, Dipodascales. The record is from RefSeq and is a predicted model, not a curated record.